CAACCGCAUCGUCGCGGAAAGUCAGCAUCCUGGAGGUGUUGGUGUUACUCUCUAUGCAGCAUUAGGGGAAAAAACUAAUUAUGCCGCGUAGAAAGAGAAGGGGGACAUUAUGGUCAAGAGAUAACGCCACACGUCGUCGGGAAGCGGCAAGGAGAGGGAGAGAACAAGAAUCGGAUGAGGCCAGAGCCACAUGACUCCAGGAUCAAAGAGUCAGGGCAAAAAAGAUGAGAGAAGAAGAGACAAAGGAGGAGAGGCUUGCAGUAUUCUUGAAGGGUGGCAGAUCAACCAGAAGUCAAGAAAGUCAACAACAGGCGGAUGUUUCUGGCUGUAUUCACAGCAGUCUUGGGAAAUGUAAGCUUUGGUUAUGCAAUGGUCUACACUUCCCCUGUGGUCCCAGAACUGGAACAUUCUCCAAACCCGAACCUUCAAAUGAAUACCCGAUCAGCAUCGCUGUUUGAGUCUGUCUUCACCUUGGGGACCGCACUGGGGGGCCUCAGUGCCAUGUUCUUCAAUGACUUACUGGGUCGCAAACUGACCAUUAUGGUGUCCACUGUGCCAUCGGCCUUGGGAUUUGUCUUAAUGGGCAGUGCUCAGGCCAUUUGGAUGCUUGAUGUUGGCCGUGCACUGACUGGAUUCGCGGGGGGAAUGGCAGCUAGCUCCAUCCCGGUCUACAUUUCUGAGAUAUCAGUGGCCAAGCUGAGAGGAAGACUGGGCUCUACCCCACAGUUUAUGCUUGUCUGUGGAUCACUUCUGCUCUAUGCAUUGGACCUGGCCCUAUCCUGGCGUUGGCUGGCGGUAGUUGGGACAAUUAUACCAGUAGUAUUGGUCAUUAUUUUGUGCUUCAUGCCGGAAUCCCCUCGCUAUUUAGUCUCCAAAGACCGCGACAGUGAAGCUGUUCAAGCACUCAUGUGGCUCCGGGGCUCGGAUUUUAAUUACUUGCUGGAGUACAGGGAGAUUCAGGAGGCUCUGGAUGGGAACGUGAAAAAAGUGUCAUGUACCGAUCUCCGCCAGGCCUUUGUCUACAAACCCAUGCUGAUUACCGUCGUAAUGAGGGUGUUUCAGCAGCUCAGUGGAAUCACUCCCAUACUGAUCAAUAUGCAGCUCAUCUUUGAUAGUACAGCUGUAAUUCUGAAAGGUUCCUAUGAUGCAGUACUGGUGGGUGCCAUUCGCUUGGUGUCCGUGUCGAUUGCAGCCUGGAUAAUGGACAAAGCUGGAAGACGGAAACUUCUCUUUGCGUCAGGUAUAAUUAUGUUUAUAUCAACACUGACUUUUGGAGUCUACGUCAAAGUAAAUGAGAUAAGAAGUAAUGUAACCAACGUUAGUACUGUGGAGAGUGGUCACUUUCCUGUCGAGCAUCUCUUUCAGACCAACACAGAAAAAUGGUUAACCCUCAUACCUCUCAUCAGCAUCAUGGUUUACAUAUUUGGCUAUGCCCUCGGCUGGGGACCAGUAACUUGGCUGUUGAUGUCGGAGAUUCUUCCAAUUAAAGUCCGUGGUUUGACGUCGGGACUGUGUGUCAUCGUCAGUUAUAUCACAGCUUUCAUCAUUACAAAGUGGUUCCUGCCAGUGAAGAAAUCCUUUGGACUGUCUGUACCCUUCUUUUUCUUCUGUGUGAUAUCCAUAUUCGCUCUAAUAUUUACUGCUUUCUGCGUUCCUGAAACCAAAGGGAAAACCUUGGAGCAACUUGAGGAUGAGUUCCGGAACCUGAAGGAUUCCCCUAACGAUGACAACAGUUGACGUGGAAUCUGGACUUAGUGGAACUGGAAGUUAAAAUCAUGCAGCAUUAAACUCUUAUCUUCUUCACCCCCUGUGAGAGCAAACCAAUCCUGAAUUGAAAUCCUUCUUUGCCUUUUCUUCAUCACCUACUGUUGUGCAAAGGGUGAUUGGUGUAGGAGUAGCUCCUCCUUGUGUAUCUCUACACAUCACUCACAC
Molecule: messenger RNA, 1932 nt
Organism: Hypanus sabinus (Atlantic stingray)
Lineage: Eukaryota; Metazoa; Chordata; Chondrichthyes; Myliobatiformes; Dasyatidae
Gene: slc2a6
Product: solute carrier family 2 member 6
Exons: 10
Coding region: 316-1737 (473 amino acids)
Biological process (GO): transmembrane transport
Cellular component (GO): membrane
Molecular function (GO): transmembrane transporter activity
Source: RefSeq, a predicted model, not a curated record